UGGCUACUUUUAUUUCUUAUAUUUUUCAAAUGCUAUAUAUGUAAGUACCAAAACUUUACAAUUUAAAAACUAUUUUGAAAAGGAAAAGAUCAUUAUAACAGUUAUAGAUCUGUUUUCGAUAGCCUUAGCAACUUAUUAACAAUCCUUUUAUGUUACUGUUAGACAUCUCCCCCAUGGAAUGUCCAGAGCCCCUUUCCAGUGUAUCAUUGAGAGAACUGGCCUUACAAAAUUGUCCAAUCUGGAAUUCAGCAGGACCAUACACUACCUCCGUUAAGUCAUCUCUCUGAAAGACAAUGUUGGCAGUGUCUGGCCACAAUUCAAAGGUUACUACCUUCUAUAAAAAAGAGGACUAAAACAUUAAAUGUGAAUACAAAUGUAUAAUGUUUUGAGGUGAUCUGGUAAGAUGUUGGUCUUCCUUCAUUUAGUAAUAACCUUGCUGAAUCAGCAGGUACAUAACGUCUUUUCACGGUGAUAAUUAGAAUGUGCACUAGACUGUAAUAGUAACAUAAAAUGGGAAACAGAGAGCAGAAAACGAGUUACAGUAAGGAAUUUAAAGGAGUUAAGAAUGCUUUUUAAUAGUUCAUUUUAAUUAUGGUCUUAGAGAUGUAACAAACUUCUGAAAAUCAGACCCAGCUAAUAGAGUAACACAACCAUCAACAAAACACAACCACGGAGACUUGCUCAAUUUUAGCUGAAAGGGGAGAGCACUGUCUCAGCCAAAUUGGACUGAUAUGAUUGAGUAUAUUAAUUUACCCAAAAAAGAAAGAAUAUGACAUAUACCUUCUUAUCAUGAAGAGGGAUACAUGUGAUUUAUUCUAAUCCGAUACCAUUAAAUCUUCAGACUAUAUAGAAUGAAUUAUGGAACUAAUCCUCUUUAAACAUUUUUACCUGCCAUUUUUAUGUUAGCAUACCUACGUUAAGAUACUGGCUAGCAUUUAGCUUUUUUUUUUUUUUAAUAAGUAAAUAAAUUGGUGAUAUCAUUAAUACUUCCAUUAAUAUGAUUGUUUAAAAAAUAAAUAAUAAAUGAAUCCAUUCUUGAUUUCCUGCUAGAUUGAGGGCCAGAACUUAAUACUAAUCCUCUAAGGCAAUCCAAUCUAUUUUUUGGAGCUGUUUUGGUUCUCUUGAAGACAGACAGCCUGUCUUCCCAAAUGAUGACAUGAGCCAAAGGAAUGGCUGUUUAAUCAUAAUUUUUAACUUAAUCAGUAGAUUGAAUGAUUUUGUAUAUAGAGCACUGAAUUGUGAGCCUUGUGUCUUGAUAAAUGGUGACAACCAACACCAAGUCACACAAAACAAAAGUAAGAAUUCAUUCCUCCUCCUUCUCAACCUGCCCAUCAUCUCAACUGGUCUCCAGAUCCUGGAAAUUUUAAAUUCUGACAUUUCUUGUACCUGCCAUUUUCUCUUCAUCAUUGCUACUUUUAGUUCAGCCCUUGUCAUUCUCCCCUAAACUACUGACAUAGCUUCGUGACAGGCAAUUUACCUUGUUUCCAAACCAUCUUCCAUAGCAUUGCUUAAGCAAUUUUUCAAAACCCAACCAGGUUACUCCCUUUUGGAACUCACCAAAAGCCUCUCUUUCUUCUGUUAGUCUUCUUGGUGAAGCAUAAAAGGCCACCCAUAAUUAGCACUUAUAUUUUCCUCUUCAUCCACUGAGUGUCAGUAAUGUUAGUCCAUCUGAAGUCCGCAGAACAAACCUCAGAGUCUUGCCUCCUUGUGGUUUCUCAGCUUCUCCCGAUUUUGGCUGCCUUGUCCCUCCACUCCUGGCCACACCUCAUCAGGCUGUUAGUGAGGAGUUUGAUGGGCAAGUUAUGGUGAGGUGAUCAAGUAAACCUAAUUAUUAUUAUUAUUAUUAUUAUUAUUAUUAUUUUAUUAUUUUGGUGAGGUCCUCCAAUAAAAAACCGCAAGAGUAUUUUUAAAUUUCUCCAAAAAAUACUGCAUCAUAUCUGUUUUUAUUACUCGGUGUCUGAGAACUCUGUUUACAGGUCUUUUAGCCAAGAAACUCAUGACAUAUGUAUGUAUUCUUUUCAGAAAUGUCAAUUUUAGGUUGGCUAGAUCUGAAAAGACUCCUCCAGACAGUAGCAUGCUACGAAAGUUUUAAGUAGACAGAUAUAGUGGUAAUGCAAAGGUGAUUGGAGGAAGUCGAAUGUCAUUGAACAAAAGAUUUAAACAACUUUAUGUUCCAAAAAGAAAUGCCCUUUAAUAUGAAGUGUUUUUUACUGAUUUAUCAGAGUUUUAUUUAAUAUUUUUUCUUUUUUUCUCUUUUUUUAUGUAGCUUAAUUUGUAUUCUAGUUUAUCCAAUUCAUGCAACUAGUGUCUGUUCCUCAUUUUUGUUUUUGUAGAGUCUUUGACACAAAAGUCUUUUAGUAAAUAUUACAUGUCUUUUGCCAAGGUGUGAGGUCUAGUGCAUUUAACUGUCAUGAGAAUGAUACGUUAGCUAAAACAAAGUUUAUCAAAAGCAAUUACAUCAAUUUAGGGAAUUUUGAAUGGGAAUUUCAGAGCCUUUGGAUGCUUCAGUAGCAGCUGUGGAUGUGCUUACAAAGCCCAAUAAGUAGAGCUUAGGACUACUCAUGAAAAUUCCCACCAGAGCAGCUGUACUUUCUUCUGUUUCAUUUAUAUAUUACAACAUUUUACUUGAAAUGUAGAAUACAUUUUAAAAUCAGGUACACAUUAUAAUUAGAAACUAUCAAAAUUGAUAAUUCUAUCUCUAAAAUGUUCUGAUUCAAUAGCAGCUUUCAUUUAAAUGAAAGUAUUAUUUUCAUUGACAUUAAAUUGGGCUUUAUUAAUUUGAGGUGUCUAUAAUUUGCUUGGGGUAAAAUUGUGUUAUCUCUUUACUCAACUUAUUGAAAUUUAGUACUUCCUGUGCUAUCUUUGUCCCUAAUAGAAAUUACAGAUAUUGUUAUAUAACAUUUUAUUUGUGGAAGUUCUCUCAAAUUAGGGUCUAUGAUAAUCACUACACUGAAACGACAGUAUUUUUAGACUUACUUGGAUCUUGAUAUUUACUUCUGCAAUGAUAAAGCAUAUAUAUUACUUUAUCACAAAUUUAAAACAUUUUGACAAGUAUGUUUUAACAUACUUAAUUGCUUUAUAUUCUUUUAAAAAUGUUUUGCCCUUAAAAUAUUAUUCUGAGAAGGAGUCUAUACACAAAGAGGACUGAUGGCUCAAUGAACAGGCAUUCAAUGGUAAUACAGCCGAUAUUAUUUUGUUUUGGAUAAGCAGCCAUAUGACCACAGGUGCUUUCUAUACCUAUAAGUUAUGGACCUCAGCAGCUGUACUUGUUUGGCAAAGAUUAGCACUAGUCACUGAGUCUUACAUUCAGGAUCUGUGUAUCACUGCACUCUAGAAAAUCAUAAUUAUAUCACCUUCCUUGAACAGAAAGAUAUGUUACUCUCUUCCUUUGUUUCGUAAGUUUAUUUUCCUUGUGUUUUUUGUUCUUAAACUCAGUACUUAGAUGCUUUACUAAGUAUGUGGUUUUUGCUGCCCCAAGAUCCCUUCAGCUGCUGCUUCUAAUACCAUAAUUUUCCUUCAUGAUGCACCCCUUCUGCACCAUCAGAUUCUGUGCUUUGAAUAGGGCCAACUCCACUGACAACCUAUAUGUAUGAUACUGGACAUGGGGUAAGUUCCUUUUGUAAAACUGAUUGGCACUUGACACAUCUAAAACUGAUGUAACUUAAUUCUGCAACUUUAAUAGGAAAAGAAUCACACUUUCUACUCUGCUUUCUAAGAGAGAAGGAUGUUUGCCAAGGACUUCACAGCCAUCUUCCCACCAGAAGGAAAUAGCCUUUCUGGGAAUAGAACUGGUAGAGAAGAAUGCAGCUAAGAGACAGGAGGAAACAAACAACUUAGACCCAGAAAAAAACAGUUUAAAACACGCCCAAAUUUAAUUCUUCCCCUGGACUCUUCAACUAUGGUAGUAACCAAGUCUGUCCUAGCUUAAGUCCUUUUAAGUUGGCUUAUAUCAAAAAGAACAAUUAUCUUGGUAGAAGUCAUUAGGAAAGUUUAAUGACUCAAUCCCUUGAAAUGAAGAGAAGAUUGAUUAAUUUUAUGAUAUUAUAAUCAUUCUGUUAUGUAAUAAUUAAUUCAGUGAAUGUAAUAUAAUCAAUUUUUUUGUGUGAUGUAAGCCCCUCAUAUACAUACUUUAUAUUACAGCAAGCAUUAACACAAUCAACACAUUUUACAGAGGAGUGAAUAACUUCCAAAGUCAAGUCCCUCAUCUAGAUCUACAGAGAAAAGCAGUGUUAUAAUUUUUGUUUGUUGGACUCUAGAGUCUGUGUUUUUUCAUUACGCCUGCGGAAAACGAAAUAUAGUAUAACUUCUCUACUAGCAUAAAAUAAACAUGAACAAUAUGCAAUCAAAAACUCAGUUGUGUAACUGCACAAAUACUUCUCUCCCAUCCCUAUAUCUUCUUAAUUUCUUGCUGAAGCAGCAUUUUAUAUAUUUUUUGAGCGUUCAUUAUAGAAAGGCUUCCAGGUGAUUUAAAAAUAGAAGUCUCAUGGCACCCCGAGAAAGAUGAUAUGCUGUAGGUUUACAUGAAGAAGGUCAUAGCCAAACUAAGACAUAAGAUAAAUAAGUCCCUUCAUUGAAACUAGGAAAAAAAAUAGUUGUCAAGGGAUGAGCACAAAUGUAGAUGAUUACUUUCCAGUGGAACAUGGAAUUUCUGCAUCACUGGGAAGAAUUUUUUUUUUCUUUUUUUUUAACACUGUAGCUGUAUUUGAAGGGUAUUAGAUACUGUAGCUGAAGUGGCAUAAUUUUUAAGCAUACUGGGGUUUGUGGCACAUGUAAUACAACAUAGUUUGGGAAGCAGCUUCCCAGUAUGUAUGAGGUAUAUCAGGCUAAUUCUAGUAUAACUUGGAUUUCGCAUACAUUUUCCAGGGCUAUUGUGCCUUUUCUGCUUUUCUGUUUCCUCAAAUGACAUGAAAUUGCCUUAAUGAGGCUAAUUAAAAAAGUGGAAACUGAGUAUGCCCAAGUGUCUGAAAAUUUGGGGUCAUAUUUGGGAGGCUUUUAAGUAGUGUAGUAUUUUAGUUAAGGAAAGUAAACGUUUUUCAUGAAUGUGCAGAUUAUGUAUCAUUUCUCUUAGUAUUUGGCUCAUGGGCUUUCUCCGAGGCAUAAUAUCCUACUAUCCAAGACCAGCACCCUCAGGAGAAUAAUUGAAUUUGAAUAUAAUUAGAACAGUUCACAGCUUAGGAAACACUAGGGAGGAAAUGAUGACCCAGGAAGCUGACUUGAACUGGUAAUGCCUUUAGGAAGCAAACACCGAGGCUGAAGCCUUAUUCUGUACAGUUACUGUUAAGAAAGUUGUCAGAAGAAACACAUCUGCCUUUUUUUCCAGGUGAACAGCUGUGAGUUGUCCAGCAUGAUAGUGCUUAUUUUCUUGGCCCUCAGCAAGGAAAAUGUUACCAAGCUACACCCAUGGGCCUAAUCUCCAAGUGCAGUGACCCAGCAAGUAGUACAUAUGGUCCAAUCAGUUGUCUUGGAUUCUUCUUAUAAGAUGAGAUUUGGAAAGAGCUUUGGGGCUAAGCUUGGAAAAUGAAUACACUUCCCAAACCAAUAAUUGCAGAUAUUUAAGAGAGCAAUGCCUACAUGAUGCAAAUGGAUGUAAACAUGCUUGGAGAAUAAUGGAAGAUGCCUGCAAUGAUUCAGAUCCAGGUGACCCCUGCAAGAUGAAGAAUUCAUCAUACUGUAACCUGAGUAUCCAGUACUUAGUGGAAAGCAAUUUCCGAUUUAAAGAGUGUCUUUGCACUAAUGACUUCUAUUGUACUGUGAACAAACUGCUUGGAAAAGAAUGUGUCAAUAAAUCAGAUAACAUGAGAGAGGAUAAAUUCAAAUGGAAUCUAACUACACAUUCCCAUCAUGGAUUCAAAGGGAUGUGGUCCUGUUUGGAAGUGGCAGAGGCAUGUGUAGGGGAUGUGGUCUGUAAUGCACAGUUGGCCUCUUACCUUAAAGCUUGCUCAGCAAAUGGAAAUCCGUGUGAUGUGAAACACUGCCAAGCAGCCAUACGGUUCUUCUAUCAAAAUAUACCUUUUAACAUUGCCCAGAUGUUGGCUUUUUGUGACUGUUCUCAAUCUGAUAUACCUUGUCAGCAGUCCAAAGAAGCUCUUCACAGCAAGCCAUGUGCACUGAACAUGGUUCCACCCCCUACUUGCCUCAAUGUAAUUCGCAGCUGCCAAAAUGAUGAAUUAUGCAGGAGGCACUAUAGAACAUUUCAGUCAAAAUGCUGGCAGCGUGUGACUAGAAAGUGCCAUGAAGAUGAGAAUUGCAUUAGCGCCUUAAGCAAACAGGACCUCACAUGUUCAGGAAGUGAUGACUGCAAAGCUGCUUACAUAGAUAUCCUUGGGACAGUCCUUCAAGUGCAAUGUAACUGUAGGACCAUUACACAAAGUGAGGAAUCUUUGUGCAAGAUUUUCCAGCACAUGCUUCAUAGAAAAUCAUGUUUCAAUUAUCCAACCCUGUCUAAUGUCAAAAGCAUGGCAUUGUAUACAAGAAAACAUACAAAUAAAAUCACUUUAACUGGAUUUCAGUCCCCCUUCAAUGGAGAAGUAAUCUAUGCUGCCAUGUGCAUGACAGUCACCUGUGGAAUCCUUCUCUUGGUUAUGGUCAAGCUUAGAACUUCCAGAAUAUCAAGUAAAGCAAGAGAUCCUUCACUGAGCCAAGUACCUGGAGAACUCUGAUUCAUUAGGAGUCAUGGACCCAUAACAAUCACUCCCCUUCCCUUCCCUUCCCUUCUCUUCCCUUCCCUUCCCUUCCCUUCCCUUCCCUUCCCUUCCCUUCCCUUCC
This is a messenger RNA of Macaca mulatta (Rhesus monkey), 6765 nucleotides long. Lineage: Eukaryota; Metazoa; Chordata; Mammalia; Primates; Cercopithecidae. The record is from RefSeq and is a predicted model, not a curated record.